UCUUACACCUAACCUCUACUUGAUAUGUGACAGUAUGCGAUUUAGAAUUUCUAUUAGGAAGUUAUUAUUUUACUAUCUAUAUUGUCAAAUAAACAACAUUAUUUUAAUUUCUAAUGUUUCAACAAGUAUUAUUUUUGGAAAAUGAAUAUAUCUCGAUUCAUUGACAACGAUUUAUAGCUCACACUGGUACAGUCAUUUUCAAUGUACAUACAUUUAUGUCGUUAAAGGUACAAUAUUCAAGUUACGAGAAACGCGCAAAUGUCAGUUGCACGAUUCAGUACAGAGGUAUAGGUAUGUGACCGGACGUUAUCAGACAAAUUGAAAUAAUAUUUCGUAUUGUAUAUCGACGUAAUUAAAAUUUCAAGAUAGAUUUAUAAUGGAAGGUCACCAGGUAAGAGCAUUAUAUGACUUUACUGGUGAGUCAGGAACAGCUGAGUUGUCUAUUGUCGCAGGAGAGAUUUUAACUGUCAUGAGAGACAAUGUUGGUGAUGGAUGGUGCGAAGGAUUCAAUCAAGGUGGAAAGUCUGGUCUUUUCCCAGCUGCAUAUGUACAAGUGAUCGAGUCGUCUGCUCCUGUGUCAAUAUGACAAUGUCGCAACAAAGUUCGGGAGAUUACUGGGAUGAUGAUUGGGACGAUGAUUCAGAAGUUGGUCAAACGCAAGCAUAUGUUCCUGUUACAAAUCAGCAGCAACAACAAGCUAUGCAUAUAGCACUCCAGUCCAAUAGCACUGAUAGUGGAAAUUCUAUCUCAAUUCAUACUAUACAUUCUGUGAUACCUGAAAGACCUAUAUCUAAUGUACCAAAGAAGAAUAAUAAGUUUUCUACUCUGAUUAAAUCGGGUGAAGAUAGUUUUUUAUUAGGAACAAGAGUAGCAAGUGUACCAGAAAGUGAAAAGCUUCUUAUCAAAGAAACUGAAGAUGGACGUUGUGCGUGGAUACCAACGGGAGACUCGUAUAGUUGUGUUGUUACAUCUCCUAAGAAAGAAUCAAAACUUAAAGGUCUUAAGAGCUUCAUUGUAUAUCAGUUAACACCUACGUUUAAUAAUAUUCAAGUUUCAAGAAGAUAUAAACAUUUUGAUUGGUUACACGAACGUUUAGAAGAAAAAUAUUGUUUCAUACCAGUUCCACCCUUACCUGAUAAACAAUUAUCAGGACGUUAUGACGAACAAUUUAUAGAACAUCGUCGUACACAAUUACAAGAGUUUGUUGAUUAUGUUUGCCGUCAUCCCGUGUUAUCACGCAGUCGAGUAUGGGAUCAUUUUAUGAUUUGUACUGAUGAGAAGAGGUGGAAAGCCGGAAAACGACUAGCUGAAAAGGAUGAAUUAUUAGGAGUGAAUUAUUUUAAUGCUAUCCAAUGUAUCGAUACACCGUUAGAUGCGAUCAAAGUAGAAAUUCAAAUAGAUGCAUUUAGUAGAUAUAUAAAUGGUUUAGAUCCUGUAGUCAAAAAUUUCAUGGCCAUGGCUGUUGAUCAAGCCAAAAAGCACCAAGUACUUUAUAAAAGAGAAUUUCAGAAAAUUGGUCAAUCUUUCUCCUCGUUAGGACAUGCUUUAGAAGGAGACGAUAGCGAUCAUAUGAGAUUGACUUAUGCAUUAAAAGCAACAGGUGAAGCAUACAAUGAUAUUGGUCGUCUCUAUAAGGAACAGCCAAAAUUUGACUGGGAGCCACUUGCUGAUAAAUUUCAUAUUUAUAGAGGAAUUAUCAGUAAUUUUCCUGAUGUUAUCAGUAUACAUAAGAGUGCAGUACAAAAAAGAAAGGAUUGUGAAAAAUUAGUUGCAGAACAUAAAAUGGAAACGCAGCAAUUGCGUGAAAUGUCUCAUCGAACAGAUAUAAUAGCACGUGCAUUAAUGGCGGAAGAGACACAUUUUCAGUCUGAACGCGAUAUACACAUUAAUAAAGCUAUGAAAACGCAUUUGCAAGAACAAAUUUCCUUUUAUAAAAAAAUUGUAAAUAAAUUAGAGGAAGCAUUAAAUGCAUAUGUAGACUGAAGCAGGUACUGAAAAUAUGACUAUGCUAAUAUUAUGUACCUUUCCCAGGCACAACUUAACGAUUUUGAUACAUGAUAACGACGCUUGUUUAUAAAUUCAUUAUAUUCGAUUAUUUAUGCACUUACAGAAAUUUAAUCACAUUUUCUCAAUACAAUGUUAAUCAGAAUGUUUCAGAGAUUUUAUUAGAAAAAUAUAGAGGGGCCAAAUAUUAGUAUCACGUAUGUCAUAAUAAUCAAAAAAAUUAUUUGCAAUACAAAUACGUGCGAUAUGUAUAUUUAUAUUUUAAAAAUAUAAUUAAUUUAAUAAUACUAUUUCUCAAAUAAUAUUUGAGAAAAAAGAGAGAUUCAGUUUCAUCAAAUAUAUUUGUAUUAACAUAUUUUUCUAUAUAUAGAAUGCAUAUUUAAAAAAGUAAUAUCAAUUACAGUAACAUUUUUAUCUUGAUAAUAUAUUGCGUAUCUAAGUUAAUUUAAAUUCACAAAAAAAGAAAACUAAUUUUUAAAAAUACAAUGAUAAGUAAAAUUAUAUUAUUUUGAAUUAUGUUGUAACGAUUAUUAAUAUUCACCUCUUAAUUCAAUUU
Molecule: messenger RNA, 2560 nt
Organism: Vespula vulgaris
Lineage: Eukaryota; Metazoa; Arthropoda; Insecta; Hymenoptera; Vespidae
Gene: SH3PX1
Product: sorting nexin-9
Exons: 5
Coding region: 493-1983 (496 amino acids)
Biological process (GO): plasma membrane tubulation; endosomal transport; endocytosis
Cellular component (GO): plasma membrane; cytoplasmic vesicle
Molecular function (GO): protein binding; phosphatidylinositol binding
Source: RefSeq, a predicted model, not a curated record